AUGGACGGCAGCAAUCACCAGCGCCAACGCCGCUUCCCUCGGCCGCGUCUAGGAUCACGAGGGCGUGCACACACGACCAGCAACAUGGUGGAGUUGGAGACACUUUCCGCGUUCUCGGCCUUGGAGCGGCGUGCCGUGAGUCUUUCACAGGACGAGGUCCAGGUUUGCGUGCGACUCGCCGAGCUUCUGCUGGCCGACACACUCAAGGCGUAUGAAGGCCACUCGGUCAUUGGUCAUCGUCAGCCACAGGUGGAUCUCCAGCAGUGGAAGCUCAUUAAGAAGAAAGACCAACUCUGCGUCUUCAAACAAAAGAAGGAGACAGUCAAGGCCGUGACCACGAGCCAGCAGCAACUCGAUCAGUGUACGGCCAACGAGACAGACCUACCGCUUCUCAUGGUCACCGGUUACGUGGCUGGCCGUGUCAAUGACGCCAUGUACGGUCUGGUUAGCUCCAACACGCGCUCCAUGAAGAUUAAUAGUGCGUAUGCUGACGACGCCCUCGAUGACGCAGAAGUGUUGGCCACGAUUGAGAGCCCGAGUAUAGAGGAACCUUUUCGGUUCCUUGGCCUCAAAUGGGCCGUUCGCCGCGACGCCAUGGCCAAGCGACGAGACCUGCUUUAUCUGGAGGCCACGGGGGUUACCAAGAUGGCGAACGGAGACCGAGUGGGCUACCGUGUCAUGCACUCAGUGAGCAUCAAGGCGCUGACCCUGCUAGCCACUACGAGCAUUUCGUCCUCGGUCAUUCGUGCUCGUACUUCGUUUGUGCAAUUAUUCCACCAGCAGCCUUCGUCCGAGGUCUCUGCUGGCCUUACUGGCACGCUGAACGUGUUCGCUAGAGGAUACUACGACCCUCAAGGCGGCAUGAUGCAGUUCGUGGCUGUCAACACUGGAGCAGAACUUUUGCUGCACAUGACCUUCUCCGUAGUCGACUGUGCGCACCUUAAGAAGAUCGCCUUCGCGGCGCACCAAGCCGGCUGCCGGCGCAGAGCAAGCCAGCUGAACAAAACCGCCUAUGGUGAUGGAGGCAUGAUUGGCAUCGAAGAACUAUGCGAUGAAGACACUGAUACCAUUUUGGGCGAUGGAGCCUGGUCAACUAACUGCUCACUGUGUGAUCGUCGAGUUGGCCAUCUACUCAACCGAAGCGGAACACCCUGCGCUAUUUGCGCCAAGAUGGUGUGUUCACGCUGCAGUGUCGUCAAGAAGUUGCGCUUUUUACGAAGUGAAUACAACAAUUUACCUUUGAACAGUGGCGUGGACCUGGGCGGAAGUAUGGGCGUACGCGACUUUGACCGACCCGAGGCGUCCCGAGCGUCCACGGAGCGAAGUCGGAGUCGUAGCAGCAGUAGCAGUGGCGCCAGCAACAUGAACGCCAUUUGCCAGAAGCCAGUCAAGUUCUGUUUGCCGUGUGUUUUGCGUGCCAACCAGCGCAAUGCCUCGCAGAUCGUGGUGGAGGAGAUUCUAGGGCAGACAAGCUUUGGCCUCGUCACUCCUCAAAGCACAAUGAACCGCCCAAGCAGCCGAUCUCGUCCGUCGUCCAUACGUCGGCGGUUGACUCAGACUGGACGUCCGUACAAUUCCCGCUCGUCGCAGGCCUCUAACGGCUCGCAGCAUUUCUCGCAUUACGCGGCAUCUCCUUAUUAUCAGCCGCGUCAGAAGGCCUACAGCACUGCUGCUCGUGCGCGCUUCGGAGCAGAAGCGUUCCUAAACAUGGCGGUCCCGCUGUCUCGUGUCCUAGUGGCGGCGCUGCUUGCCGGUAGUCUGGGCCGCCGUGGCCUCAAGAAGCAGUCGCUGGAUGUGUCAGGCGCGGCCGCUGCCUGCUUUGUGGGCUUCUUCACACUCGCGUCGGGCUACCGCUUCGGUCUGUUGUUGCUCGGUUUCUACUUCUCCGGCAGCAAGCUCACCAAAGUGCGAGCCAGCGUCAAGCAGCAGCUCGACGCCAACUACAAGUCCGGCGGCCAGCGGUCAGCACGUCAAGUACUGGCCUGCAGCCUACUCGCCACUUUCAUCGCCGUCUACGCCGUCGUCCGGUUCGGGGAUGACGAGGUGGCCCUCGAUUUUAAUAGCUCCCCGGAGCGCAGCUACCUACUGGCCAGCUUCAUCGGACACUACGCAUGUUGCGCGGCCGAUACGUGGGCGUCCGAGCUUGGCGUUCUCAGCAAAAGUGAACCGAGGCUUAUCACUACGAUGCGACGGGUACCGCCCGGUACCAACGGCGGCGUGUCCAUGCUGGGUCUGACAAUGUCGGCCUUGGGUGGGGCCUUCAUCGGCGCACUGUACUACGCCGGUAGUCUGCUGUCUGAGACGGCGCAGCUCCAGGUCAUCACGCUGGGUGCCGUAACGGGGCUCUUCAGCUCCAUACUCGACUCGGUGCUCGGCGCAACAGUGCAGGCCACGUACUUCGACCGCUCGUCGCGUAAAAUCUGCGAUGAAUUUGCGUCGCAAGUUGACGUCGAGCACGUGUGUGGUAUCGAUCUACUGAGCAACGAGCAGGUGAAUGUGGUGUCCGUGCUAGCGACGACAGCGAUCAGCGGCGGCGUGGCCACAUAUCUGUUCCCGUGAGCAAUAUUGAGGUCUUACUCAGUCUUUAGGAGAUGCAGUUGUUUAACGCUUGAAAAACUUGCUCUGCAAGGCUUGCAGCAUUAAACACGGGAGAGGGCGGUCAACUCGAAAUGGCCACGCCCCAAGU
Phytophthora infestans T30-4 is the source of this 2686-nucleotide messenger RNA. RefSeq lists its product as uncharacterized. The record is from RefSeq and is a predicted model, not a curated record. The transcript has 4 exons. Lineage: Eukaryota; Oomycota; Peronosporomycetes; Peronosporales; Peronosporaceae. Gene Ontology annotation, cellular component: membrane. Bases 1 to 2559 code for a protein of 852 amino acids.